ACCCAUGUUUUGUGUGGGUAGACGGACUCCGGAGGGGGUAGUGCUAUUCGACCCAUGUUUUGUGUGGGUAGACGGACUCCGGAAGGGGGGGUAGUGCUAUUCGACCCAUGUUGUGUGUGGGUAGACGGACUCCGGAAGGGUAGUAGUGCUAUUCGACCCAUGUUUUGUUACAGGUGAUUAGCUGAGAUAUUCAGAUUGGAAUUCCAUCAUGGCUUAGAUAUUUAAAAAGAGAAGAAUAAGGAAAUUACCCAGAAAGAAAAUACAUUGUAUAGUUGAAGAUAAACAUUUGAACUUAGUUGAAAAGGACAAAGUGAUUAAUAAAUUACAUUAAAACUAAAAGACACAUAUAAACCAAACACAAACUCAAGAGUAUUUUGAAAAUGUGCAUAGAACACCCAUGACAGUAACAUAAAACAAGGACGAAUAUCACAUAAAACAAGCAAGCUUAAUAAAAUCUUGCAUUACAUGCUGUAGGCAAUUAGCUGUAGCUUGCAAUAUUCAUUUAUGUGUUUUACAGGGUAUACUGAAAAUGUUCACAAAUCUGGGGACAAAGUUUUGCUAACACAUUGUGUUGACCACAGAAAACAUCUUACGUAUGGAUCUGUUUCCAUGGUACCAGGUAAUCCAGAUUCUAUUACUCAUGCUUUCGCAGCUGAAGAAAAGAAAGCCAAAGAACUGAUGGAGAAGUAUGUAGCGGAUUGUAAAAAGCUUGGACUACAUGAUGUAGAUUUAGUGAAAGUAAUCGGUGAACCAGGAGAUGGGAUCAUAAAGGCUGCUGAAGAAAAGAAAGCGGACAUGAUUAUCACAGGCUGUCGGGGUUUAGGACAGAUCAGAAGAACAAUGGUCGGCAGUGUCAGCGACUAUAUAUUACACCAUUCGCAUGUACCUGUCUUUGUUUGUAGACAUUAACACUGCUAAAAUAUACAUUUCUAUCUCAAAAUAAAGGAAGAUUGAUAUUAGGUCAAAACUAUUAUGAAAAUAUAUAUCAUAAAUGU
Mytilus trossulus (common blue mussel) is the source of this 995-nucleotide messenger RNA. Its product is annotated as universal stress protein in QAH/OAS sulfhydrylase 3'region-like. The record is from RefSeq and is a predicted model, not a curated record. The coding region runs from base 505 to 909 and encodes 134 amino acids. The transcript has 3 exons. Lineage: Eukaryota; Metazoa; Mollusca; Bivalvia; Mytilida; Mytilidae.